Rhopalosiphum padi (bird cherry-oat aphid) is the source of this 1911-nucleotide messenger RNA. Its product is annotated as homeobox protein engrailed-like ceh-16. Gene Ontology annotation, biological process: central nervous system development; regulation of DNA-templated transcription; neuron differentiation. Bases 574 to 1374 code for a protein of 266 amino acids. NCBI's taxonomy places the organism in Eukaryota, Metazoa, Arthropoda, Insecta, Hemiptera, Aphididae. The transcript is spliced from 3 exons. Gene Ontology annotation, molecular function: DNA binding; DNA-binding transcription factor activity, RNA polymerase II-specific. The record is from RefSeq and is a predicted model, not a curated record.
CGGAUUGGGGGGCGUGGCCCGCGGGCAGUCCGUUGCGUACACGCCCGUUCGGCGAACUACAGGACCCGCGGCACAGCCGUCUUCCGCAGGACAACGUCGCCGUGUCGGCCAGUCGAUCGCGCGCAACACGUCCGGUUGACGACCGAUCCCAAUGCACACACGUCCACAUGUAUACGCGCAGACAUAAUAUGUUAUAAUAAUAUUCUGACGCGAUACCGUAAUAUUACAUAUUAUAUUCCGUCAGCAUAUCGCCCCGGUUAUCGCGGUCCGCUCCACGCUCGUGUGUGUGUCUGUGUAUGUGUGUGUGUGUGUGUGUGUGUGUGGAACGAUGACGACGAUAUUAUAAGGCCGUCGUCGUAACAUAAUAAAGUGCAUAAACCUCAUUAAUUGUUUCGCGUAUUAUUGUUUCCGUUCGGAACACACAGCUCGGAAAACGGAUUUUUCGCGUCGGUCCGCGACAAACUGCUAUUAAGCGGUAUUAACCGCGGCGUGGACGGCGUUCCGGAACGCGAUCGGACUUGGUUUAUCUUUUCUAAUAUUGUACACACGUAGGCCUAUACCGACGGGGGUACUAUGAUGAUGUUGCAAAACCCGCUGUUCCAGGAGUACAACACCGCUCUGUCGCAGUUGCUCGAACUGCACCAACAGCAACACCGGUACCACCAUCACCAGCAGCACCAGCACCAACAACAUCACAUCACCAACAGACAGUUGCAGCUGCACCGCGCGGCCGGCAACGGAUCGUCCGCCGCAGCAGCCGUCGCCGCCACGGCCGCGGGAGUGUUCCAGAGUUACGCGGGUGGCGCGAGGACGGCCAGCCGGGACAGCGCCGAGUCGGACGGGCUGAGCUCUUCGUCGCCCAGACCGUCCAAGCCGUUCACCAUCGACGCGAUACUCGGCCUUCAAGCGGGCGCCGUGGGCCAGUCCGCCGCGGCGACCGCGAUCGACCCGUCGAACGCGGGCCCGGUCACCGCGCUCGAUUUUUCCACCGGUUCGGCGGCGGCUCACGGCAAAAAACUCCGUGAAGACAAAAUUGAAGGUUCCAGUAAAAAACACGGUUGUUCUGGAAAAUCUAAAAGAGUACGAACAAUAUUCACUCCAGAACAAUUAGAGAGGUUAGAGAUGGAAUUCGAACGUCAACAAUACAUGGUGGGUCCAGAAAGACUAUAUUUGGCUCACACUUUACAGCUAACGGAAGCACAAGUUAAAGUUUGGUUUCAAAAUCGUAGAAUAAAAUGGAGAAAACAACACCUAGAAAUACAGCAACAGAGGUUGGCUAAUAUACAUCAACGGAGUACGCAGGGAAUGGUUCAGGAGUGUGAAGAAGACGAAGAUUCAGAAACAGAAACAAAUAAUUGUUCAUAUUACUCAUAAAAAUGAUAAAGAAAAUAAUAUGUAGUUUUUCAUAACUCUGUGUUUGAUAUUGAAACGUAGCAAAUCCAUCCAUUGUAAUUUUAAGAAAUACGUGAAAAUUAUUAUAAUAUUAUAAAAUCGCAUUUCUCGAAAAAAAAAAUCGUUAUACCAUAAUAUCAGACAAAUUGAAAAAUGAGAAACUUUUUUUUUCGUGCGAACUUUUCCUGUUAUUUGUAUUUUUCAAGGCAUUAAUUAUAAUAUGCUUAAAUAAUUGUAAUAUUAUACAAAAUUACCGAGAAUCAUAAAAAUUGCUUUAUAACUACAACUUAUAAAGAUCGAACGGAAUUUUGAUGAUAGCUUUAACCACUGCAAAUUGAUGAAAAUCUAUAUACACUUAAUCUGAUGUGUUUAAUACUGCAAGAUCGUUAAUAAUUAGCAUUUUAGAAUAUAAUAUUUAGGUUAGAUGUUCCAUUAUUAUUAUUUAUUAAAUAUUACCUAUGUUGAUAAAAUGUAAAUAUAUAUUCUAUAAUGUUGUAAAUAAAUCACAAAACGUGUUUA